This is a messenger RNA of Aspergillus caelatus, 885 nucleotides long. RefSeq names its product DUF1772 domain-containing protein. The record is from RefSeq and is a predicted model, not a curated record. The transcript is spliced from 2 exons. NCBI's taxonomy places the organism in Eukaryota, Fungi, Ascomycota, Eurotiomycetes, Eurotiales, Aspergillaceae. Bases 230 to 778 code for a protein of 182 amino acids.
GUUCCCUGGAACGCUCGGAGAUCAACAAACGUUCCUGAUGAAGGUUAGCUGGUGCGUAGCAAUGUCGUCAUGGAUCAUUGAGAAGUUAAAACUGAGAACCUUGAAUGGAAUCAUAUGAUUAGUCACUGUUAGUCACUGUCCAACAUACUGGAAGCUAUAAAGUCGUUCCCAGCCCCUUCCGGAACAACUCCAUUUCAAUUUGAAGUCUAUUCACCCACAAACUAACAUCAUGGGCACAUAUCCAACUGCAUUUUGCGCCGCCCAAGUGGUGGGCUUGACUGGCGCCGCCUGGCUUUCUGGCAAAAUCCUCUCAUUGAGCACAAUUACCGUGCCCGCACUUAUACAAUCGACGCGAGAAGAUAAAUUACCGCUCGAUGCCGCUGUCAAAUUAUGGCGCAACCUGUAUAACAAAGGCAAAAGCCAAGCACCUCCCAUCGCCGCUGCCACCUCCGCAGCGUUUCUUUAUUGUGCCUGGGCCGUUCGCGCUGGCACGACGCUAGCCCCAUUGACCCCGACUCACAGCUCCUCUUUGUAUUGUGUUGCAGCGGCCUUGACGUUGGGUAUCGUACCCUACACCCUUGGCAUGAUGCUGGGUACCAACAACAAGUUGAUGGACCUAGCCAACUCGGGUCGGGUGGUAGACGAGAAGUCGAGCGUGGAAGUCGAGUCGUUGUUGUCCCGGUGGUUGAAGCUCAAUGCCGGUCGGGGAUUGUUACCGUUGGUGGGAGGCCUUGUUGCUCUUACUGCAGCUAUUCCUUGGCCACUGGAGAUGAUUUAAUUUCGGGCCUUUAUUUUGUCUUUGUGCUUCUUGGGGAAAUAUGCGCUCGUGCUGCACGAAAGCGAAAUCGAUGUCGGUGGGAAUCUUGGCGUUGGUUGCAUCCUUUU